Messenger RNA from Dendronephthya gigantea, 2808 nucleotides. RefSeq lists its product as uncharacterized. Bases 501 to 2195 code for a protein of 564 amino acids. Gene Ontology annotation, molecular function: protein binding. The transcript has 2 exons. The record is from RefSeq and is a predicted model, not a curated record. NCBI's taxonomy places the organism in Eukaryota, Metazoa, Cnidaria, Anthozoa, Malacalcyonacea, Nephtheidae.
UAGAAAUUAUGUGGCACUGAGAACUUAGUGUACUGGAUUUCUUUCGUUUGAAAAUUGGGUGCAAUAUAUUCGACUAGACGUGCUGAGAUAAAAGAAAGAUAAUUUGUAUAAGUUUGUCAACUCUUAUACAGUAUGACUACGUAAUUGUUUUGGUCGAAUAGACACAUUCAAAUUAUGAAUUUGAAAGCAUGAUAAUAAAUUGAUGUCACAGUAUGGUAUCGUUAAAUUGCGGUAUUAAACAUUCUCCAGCAGCAGUGCAAGUCUUCCUGUAUCGCUAUUACACAUUUAGGCUCGGGACUAUAUAUGAUUUGACGGCUCUUGGGGACCAAGUAAAAAAUGUUUCAAAGUUAACAGUUUGUGGUAAAUUUAAACGAACAUCGACUGCGGAAUUUGUCGAAUCAUUCUGGCCACGUAUAUAACAUCCUCUCUGGCAUAUUCGAUCGUACAUUGAAGUAAAAUUGGUUGUCUAGUGAUACUCGUAAGUUCCACCAGCGGAAAUCAUGUCUACUUUACUACGGGGACUAGAAAUGAACAAACUCGCUUCGAUAAAAUGGGACGAUUCCGUGAUAUUUACGCUGCCUCAACUGUUGCAAGUAUACCCUUUGCCACAGAUUGUGAAGAUAAACAAGGGUUUGUGGAGCGAGAGCAACGAUGCAACUUUAUGCAAUGAUGCAAUAUUAUGCCUUCAUUCGAACAUCCCAAUUCAGAAAGUUCAUGGUCACUUGAUGAGUGACAAAGGCAAAGAAAUAUCGAUUCCGCUCGAUUGUCGAAGGAAAGUUGAAGUACGACCGCCGAAUUUGAAGGACGUUUACGAAAAUGUGAAAGAGCUUUUUUCAGUUUUCCCUAAGUAUGUUCGUAUUUCAAAAGGUUAUUUCUGUGAAUCGUCGGGGGAAAUUCUGCUAAACUUUGGAGAUAAACUGCAGUUGAAAGGAAUCGAUAAAACUAAUAAAAAGAAUGAAAAACUGGUCUGUUUCACUCAAUAUGGUCGGAAAAUCGAACUAACGAAGGAUUGUGUGGCUGGUUUUCAACCUCUGGUCGAUGGAAGAGAGUUGUACAUCACUGACGCCCUAAGAGAGUUCAAACUGCCGUUAAAUAUUCAAUUUGUCGAGCCUGACGACAGUCAUGAAAAUGCCCGGUCGGACAAUUCGUCCCCUCGAGAAGCCUUCCAAACAAUUUGUCUUGACAGAAUCUCCAACGAAACGGUGCUUACAGCCACGUCAAUUCACGCUGACGGUAUUCACGAUGCAAUGAUAUCUCCAAACUUACAGUUAAGUCUGGUAAUUUGCGAUGAGACUUUCAAGAACAGCGCUGACUACGAGAGCAUUUUAAAGAUGUUCAACUUGCCGGAUACGUUUCCUUCAGCCCCACAGCAACCAAAUGCAGCAGACUCAAGCUUGUUCUACCUCCCGUCCGAACAUAUUUAUGAAGAGUUUACAUGCUACCAGAGGCACGGAGACCUUAAUGAUGGUUAUGAGAUACCUAAUAUGGAUCCGUUGACGAUAGAUGACCCGGGAUACCAGCCUAAAGUAGGUGUUAACUCGCGCUCCACCGCCAUUCCUUUGCCUAAAAUACCCGUUCAAAAAGACACCACCAUCAGAACACCUGUUGAUAACAUUUACGUACCAGUUCCCACAGCUCUGUCGGGCUUAGAAAGCCAACAUACAGACGAAGACUCAACAUACACUGCGCUGGAUUUCACUAAGAAAGAUAACUCCGCUGAGGUAACUUACGAACGACUUGUACCAGCGAAUCCUGGCAACCAAAGUUCAGAAGAUCAACCUAUGGCACCAGUAAAUCCACGUGUUCCAAAGAACGCAGUAAAGCUUCCAUCUUUGUUGGAAAGCAAAGAUGCGCUGCUAAGGAGGUCUUCGAAAAACGGAACUUAUUCAGCUGUGCCUCGCGAAACAAAUCAAGAUUCUACCUUUACACUCACGGAAGAUAUCUACCAAGAGCUUGCGAAAUACCCGCUUGACUUGUCUGAUUUAGGGGUGGCGGGUGUUGGUAGAUUACUGAGAAACUUAGGAAUGGAAAUGUAUGUUGAACGAUUUAAAGCCGAAAUGAUUGACGGUAAAAUAUUGGCGGAACUGGAUAAGGAGAAUUUACAAUCAUUGGAUGUAAGUACUUUUCAUAUCACAAAGCUAUUGAAGUUUAUAGGAGGAUGGAGACCGAACAAGGAGAAAGAUUCUACAUGUUAAAAUAUACACAAUAAAUUUUAAACGGACUGUGGUCGCAGGAGAAUUAAAACGUCGAUAGAACAUUCAAGUUAUUGAAUGUUUUAAUCAUGAUUUUUAAGUUCUAAUAGAAGUAGCGCCUGUCUUUUGAUAACUUUAACUCAAAUGUGGUAGUAACAAGUUUAACAACUGCCUAAAAUAGACAAAAUAAAGAGUGCACCCUUCAUGAAGGCUCAGCUUUUGAAGACUAUAGGCCAUGAAACCAUUUAGCUAUAUAGGCCUAAAUGGCAACAGGUUUAGAACUUUAGGUCGACGUUUCGUCUAGCUAUUUUACGCAGUUGCCAUGCCCCUUUUGUAAAUCAUAAUGAACAGUAUUAGUAGUCAUUAGUCUUUUUUUAUAAACUAGCUAGAGCUUAGGACCAUAGAUAUCUCAUUUGAAGACUAUAUUUAAUGUUUAUUUACUUCCAUAGCACAUAAGAAAUGAUAAAUAUAAAUUAAACUGCAGUUUCCAAAAUUGCAGUUCUGCAAGCCACCGUCAGCCCCCUGUAGUGAAGUCUAGUUUAUUGGUAAUGUUUUUCAUACGGUCCAGCAAUAGUGAGAUUUUUAAACGGACGAUGACUUUGUAAUGAAAUAAUAA